This is a messenger RNA of Myotis daubentonii (Daubenton's bat), 1714 nucleotides long. RefSeq names its product carbonic anhydrase 2 (gene CA2). Lineage: Eukaryota; Metazoa; Chordata; Mammalia; Chiroptera; Vespertilionidae. Gene Ontology annotation, molecular function: carbonate dehydratase activity; zinc ion binding. Gene Ontology annotation, biological process: carbon dioxide transport; regulation of intracellular pH. Gene Ontology annotation, cellular component: apical part of cell; plasma membrane; cytoplasm. The transcript is spliced from 7 exons. The coding region runs from base 16 to 1077 and encodes 353 amino acids. The record is from RefSeq and is a predicted model, not a curated record.
GGGGAUGCGGUCACAAUGGGCCGGGAGGGAGGCGCGGGGCCGGGGCCACAGCGUGGGCGCCGCCACCGGACUCCGCGCCCGGAGGGAGGUGCGCGCAGACGCCCCGCCGCCCCGCGCAACCGGAGCGCGGAGCCGGUACCGCCCAGGCCCCCGGGCGCGGCCGCGGGAGACGCUCCCCGCGCGGCGGGCGCAGCCUGCGGGGCGCUGUCCCCGCCCGGCCCUCCCCGCGCGGGACCGCACCUCCGCCCUCACCUCCCGCCGCAGGUCCGCCCGGCCCCUCCCCGGACGGCCGCCCCCGGCACCAAGUUGGCGGGAGCCUAUAAAAGCCGGGGACGGCGCGGCCGCGGACACACCGAGCCGGCCCCGAGCAGCCGCCGCUGGACGCGCGCCAACUCCUGCCCCGCCGCCCCGCCGCCACCAUGUCCCACCACUGGGGGUACGGCCCGCACAACGGUGGUGUCCAGGCGGAUCCUCAACAACGGCCACUCGUUCAACGUGGAGUUUGACGACUCCCAGAACACAGCAGUGCUGGAGGGAGGUCCUCUCGCUGACACCUACCGACUGGUUCAGUUCCACUUUCACUGGGGCUCGUGCGAUGGGCAGGGCUCGGAGCACACAGUGGAUCAGGAGAAAUACGCCGCAGAGCUGCACCUGGUUCACUGGAACACCAAGUACGGGGAUUUCGGGACAGCCGUCAAGCAACCCGACGGGCUGGCUGUUUUGGGUGUUUUUUUGAAGGUCGGCGACGCUAAGCCGGGCCUUCAGAAGGUCGUCGAUGCGCUGUGCUCCAUUAAAACAAAGGGUAAGAGCGCCGCCUUCACUGGCUUCGACCCGUGCGGGCUCCUCCCCGGGUGCCUGGACUACUGGACCUACCCCGGCUCGCUGACCACGCCGCCGCUGCUGGAGUGCGUGACCUGGAUCGUGCUCAGGGAGCCCAUCAGCGUGAGCAGCGAGCAGAUAAACGCGUUCCGUCAGCUUAGCUUCAACAAGGAGGGGGAGGCAGAAGAACCCAUGGUGGACAACUGGCGCCCCACGCAGCCCCUGCACGGCCGCCAGGUCAGGGCGUCCUUCCAGUGAGACGCGGGCCGCGGUCCCCAGCGUCCGAGGUCCCCGGCGCGGAGCACCGGCCCACGCGGCGAAUCGGACCCGCUGCUCUGCGUCCCGGCUGCUGGGCUCCCGACUAGACCCUUCCUGUCCCCUCCCGUCCCCCUGACGCUAUUCCCGUGGAGGAGCCGGGCCAGCUGUCCGCGAUGCAGCGGCGUGGUGGGCGGGCUUUGCUGGGGGUGGCCUUCCUGUAAGGAAUGAUUAAAGGAUCGGAGGGGAACUGCCUGUUCACAGCGCGGGGUGAGCCUCACACGGGGCGUCAGAUGGGAGGGGGCGGGCUCGGAUCUGCCCCGGGAGAUCGCGGUGACGUGAAUCAGGUAAAAUGCUCAGGAUUCUGUGCGACGUGAACCGGAUGGGAUCACUGUUCUCACUCCAAGAUGUUGUACGAAAGAGAAAUCCUCGCAUUCGAAUAUAUUUGUAGCGAAGUCCCCUUACAUGUGACUCCUGCCAUAAUUCAGUGGCUUCUGAGCUGCAGAGGUCCACGAGGUAGAAUCUAAAAACUGGUAUCAUUGUCGCUGUGACACAGAGUGUAUUUCCAUCCAGAAAAUAUGUCCUCUGUUAAUAAAUGCUGUAUUUUGGGUAUAUUCUCUAAUAAAGCCCGAUUUCUCUU